This is a messenger RNA of Parasteatoda tepidariorum (common house spider), 675 nucleotides long. RefSeq lists its product as uncharacterized. The record is from RefSeq and is a predicted model, not a curated record. Gene Ontology annotation, molecular function: RNA-DNA hybrid ribonuclease activity; nucleic acid binding. Gene Ontology annotation, biological process: DNA replication, removal of RNA primer. Lineage: Eukaryota; Metazoa; Arthropoda; Arachnida; Araneae; Theridiidae.
AUGCUUGACAAGAAAGACUGUGUGCCUGACUUCCUCAGACAAUUGUCCCUGGAAAUCAUCAAUAAAAUCCCUCCAAACGACAUCAAAAUAUUCUCUGAUGGCAGUAAAAUGGAUAGACAGACUGGCAGUGGGGUAUUUAUUGAAACACCUCGAGAGAACUACACUCUUCAUCAACGAAACCCCGAUUUUUGCUCCGUCUUUCGAAGCGAACUAAUUGCAAUCGACAGGGGACUAGAGAAAAUCUUGAGUGAAGGGCACCUUGGAAAUACUUGGAUACUAUCUGACAGCCGUAGUUCAAUUCAACACCUCAAAAAUUGGGCCCUCAUUGGAGAUAAAACCAGUUUUUCGAUCUUACAAAAAGUAAAGCUCAUUUCCCAACAGCAUGAGGUCCACUUUCAAUGGAUCCCGUCCCACGUCGAUAUCCACGGCAACGAGUUGGCUGACACUCUUGCAAAGAAGGGACUAGACCAUCCAGUCCCCUCCACCUCAGAGCUUACAUACCUUGAACUUUUUGCAAGGCAAAAGGCCCAGAACAAACAAAAGUGGCUGCUUCCACCUAUUCACUACUGGUAUAAAGCAAAAAGGCCAGAACUCUCUCUAUCUCUCCCUGGUGACAGGUGGCGGGAAGUUUCAGUCUCAUUUUCAAGAUGGUGGAGAGAAGCGAUAGUUUUAAAG